This is a messenger RNA of Linum tenue, 2637 nucleotides long. Lineage: Eukaryota; Viridiplantae; Streptophyta; Magnoliopsida; Malpighiales; Linaceae. The record is from the annotation of a GenBank genome assembly.
AGUAAAAAAUGAAGGAGCAAACUACCCGCGCUAUGUGGUGGAGAUCGCCGUCUUUCAUCCUCGACAAUCGGCAGCAACAGCCAAACGACACCGCACGACGCGACGCCCUCUCCAUCCCGCUCUCCUCUCCGCUACCUCCCUCCACCACCAUGGCGGAUCCUAACCCUAACCCUAAUCCAAAUCCCAACCCCCUCACCGACAAAAUCUCUGCUUACUACCAGACUCGCGCCGCCCACCACGGCGUCGUCUCUAGCGACUGGCUCGCCCAGGCUCAGGCCGCCGUCGGCCACCUCCCCGAAGGCGACGACGAUGCCAGUAAUAACGACCAGGGAGCUCCUUCGGGCAAGCCGUUCAGCGUCAUCGACGAGUUCAACAAUUGGCGGAAACAGCCCGACUUGGCCGAGGCCGUCGCUGCUAUCAGGGCUCUUGCCGCCGUCAUUCGGAAUAGCCAGGCUACGACCAUGAUGGAGCUCGAGAUUGAGCUCAAGAAGGCCUCUGACUCCCUCAAGGUCAGUUCCUUCCAUUUUCUUGCGCGAUUCUCUCCAGUAUCUUUGUCAGAAUUAGCUUGGCCCUCUGCAUUUCUUGGGGCUAGGAUGAGGAAAUAUUUGAAGAACCAAAUUAGCAAUUUAGGAAGAAACUACUUUAUGCUCAGCAACGCUUAAUUAACAUCCUAGUUUUGCUUAGCAUACACUUCUUGAUAUGCAAAUGUUGAAUUUUGAUGGAAAAGCUGAUAAGGGGAUGGCUGGUUCUUGAACCCACGGAUUCCUUUCAAUGCUGCAGUCAUCUCAACGUGGAUGGUUUAAAUGACUAUGUGAUUGCCUUUGUUCCUCGAGUGAUUAUAUAAUCUGUUAGAUGUAGUGGUGAUUCUUAAUUUGGUUGUUGAUGGAGGUGAAAUAAUAGGUGAACCAAAUGUGUAUUGACCUUGAAAUCUUGUUUGAUAAUGUUUCAAGUUCUCUAAAUCCAUGAUUGUUCUUACUUGCACUGCAAAAUUCCUGAAGUUUUAGCUCCUCGUGCCUCUGAUUACAUGCUUCCUUUACCAUAUGAUUGGAAAUGGAUCAUAUCGACAUCAAGUUGUCACUAACCAAGUAUACUGCUAGUACUGAAAUAAACUAUUAUGCAUGAGUGGCUGCCUCUUUUAUCAUGAUCACUGACAAAAUAUUGGGUGUCCAGUCCUGGGACACGACAUCAAUAUCGUUAACUGCAGGAUGCGAUCUGUUCAUGCGAUAUGUAACCAGAACUUCAGCCUUGGAGUAUGAGGACUUCAAUUCGGCUAAAACCCGCUUGAUUGAACGUGCUGAGAAGUUUGGAGAGAUAUCGUAUAAGGCACGUAAGAUCAUUGCGAUGCUUAGCCAAGAUUUCAUCUUUGAUGGUUGUACAAUAUUGGUUCAUGGCUUCUCGAGAGUUGUGUUGGAAGUUCUGAAGACUGCAGCUCAAAGUAAAAAACUGUUUCGAGUUUUCUGCACAGAGGGAAGGCCGGACAGAACAGGAUUAAGGUUGUCUAAUGAGCUAGCCAAGCUUGAUGUCCCGGUGAAGCUCCUUAUAGACUCCGCUGUUGCCUACUCCAUGGACGAGGUGGACAUGGUGUUUGUUGGAGCCGAUGGAGUGGUGGAAAGUGGAGGUAUAAUCAACAUGAUGGGGACGUAUCAGAUUGCCCUCGUGGCACACAGCAUGAACAAACCUGUUUACGUGGCAGCUGAAAGCUACAAGUUUGCUCGUCUGUAUCCACUAGACCAGAAGGACAUGGGUCCUGCCUUACGCCCCAUAGAGUUUGGAGUGCCGAUUCCAUCGAAGGUAGAGGUUGAAACAUCUGCUCGGGAUUAUACACCACCUCAGUAUCUUACCCUGUUGUUCACUGAUCUCGGUGUACUAACGCCAUCUGUAGUCAGCGACGAACUGAUUCAGCUGUACUUGUAAUAAGUGGUUGAUGAUUUUAGUUUUGUUCUGUUUGUGAUGAAGACCGUUGAGAAGUGCUGCUUACUCUGGAUUCUUACUGAUAAAAGUGAUGAGUAGAUGGGGUAGCUGCAGUUGGAACUUGGAGGGAAGCAGUUGUUUCCCCUUCUAAAUUCGUUGACUGUGUAUGAGAAGGAAAUUUUGUGAUUCAUGAAUUGAAAUGGCUGAUUGUGAAUUGUGAUUGGAAGAAGCGUGGAAUGAGACGAAGAAGAGUCAUGAUAGUCUUACUUUUAUCGGGUCUUUCAAUGGGGUUUGUGGGUUGGUGAGAUUGGUUCAAGACGUAAUUGUUUGAGAAGAAAGCCAAAGCCUUUAUGAAUAAUACUUGCAGACACUUUUAAGAUGCAUUAUGCGUAUGGUAUUUGAGUCUCUCCUUCAUUAAUCUUACAUCAUGCGCCUCGCUUCAGAAACACAAACGACCACUGAGCUCGGUCAGUCCCAUCAACAUCGGCAACGUGCUUAGCUUCAACCCAUUCUCUGAAGAAACUUGCGGCAGAGCAGGAUUAAGGUUGUCCAAUGAACUGGACAAGCUCGAUGUCGCAGUCAACUGCUCGUAGUUGUAGACUCUGCUGCAGUGCUGUGAGUUACUCUAUGGGACGAGUUGGACACUUUUGGUAUUCUUCUGAUGGGAUAGCUGUAACAAGGAGUUUAUGCUUACUGAAUAUAUAUUGAUAUAUGUGAUCAGUAAAU